Suillus fuscotomentosus is the source of this 262-nucleotide messenger RNA. RefSeq lists its product as uncharacterized. The transcript has a single exon. The record is from RefSeq and is a predicted model, not a curated record. NCBI's taxonomy places the organism in Eukaryota, Fungi, Basidiomycota, Agaricomycetes, Boletales, Suillaceae. Bases 56 to 214 code for a protein of 52 amino acids.
GUUCCCCUGCGGUCCGCCUCUAGAAGAGGAGGAGCAUCGCUCACGAGCGUUACGAAUGAUGGUUCACCUUGGUCAGCCAUUCGGCGCAUUUUUGCUGGCGCAGCAGCGUGACGGAGAGUACAAGAGGAUUGCGUCGGACCAUAACAUCAUUGCACAAGUCAAAGACAUAGCUUCCGUUGACAACAUGGAUGUCAGUUCCAUAGAAAUACUAUAGCUGUAUUUAAGGACCAGUCAGACCUCUCCGAGAAGCACUCAUCCUAAC